Porites evermanni is the source of this 7085-nucleotide messenger RNA. Lineage: Eukaryota; Metazoa; Cnidaria; Anthozoa; Scleractinia; Poritidae. The record is from the annotation of a GenBank genome assembly.
AUGGCGUCCAGGUUGGCAAACCGAUUAAAAUCACUGUCCCCUUACGUCGAUGAAAAAGUGUUCCGAAAUCUUCAGAAGCGUUUAGAAAAUAUCCCUCUUUCAGAAAGAAGAUCUCAGAAAAUCCAGGCUUCCAAAGGUAGGUUACUUACUCAUUUUAAGAAAAUGGUGCGGGCUUGAAAAACCAAGUCACUAUUAUUUUGAAGACCACAAUUUACGCUAAUAUCUGAGUGGAGUUUUACAUAGUUUGAUCAUCCUCUUUUCACACCCACCUACCACCUGCCAGUAAUUAAUAAUAUAUUUGGCGGACACUUUAAAAAGGGGGAAGGCAGUUUUGAUUUGCACUGUGCAUGUGUAAGCUGCUUCCAGACAAUUACUUCAAUUAUAUAUUAUAUAAGCAAUAGACCCCACUUUCUAUGGAUUUACCGGCGUGAUAACCCACUUGGGAUGUUGGGAGAACACUCAAAAAGCUUAUAAAUCACGAGCCAUCAUGAUUUACAAGCUUUUUGAGUGUUCUCCCAACAUCCCAAGUUGGUUAUCACACCGGUAAACCCACAGAAAGUGGGGUCUAUUGCUUUUAUAAAAUAACUUUGAGUUUUCUAUGAGUUUACCAGCACAAUAAACCAUAGGUUUUAACAAAUCAGAAUGGGUGACUAUCUUUAAUAGUUAUUAGUCUCGCUUGCUUGAGCAGAGCGAGACUCUUAAAAUGCAGUCUUUUUUUUUUUUCGUCGGACCUAGUUUGUAGGCCCGACGUUCUUAGCGAAGACCAUCAAAACUGGGGAUAAGAAUCGUGACGACUUUCAUUGUAUGGAAAUGAGUCUCGCGAUGAGAAUGCAGUUUAUUUCGGCAAUGACUAAAAUGACGCAUGUAAGUUUGGCAAUGACGUAAUUUUCCUCGAAUGGAGGCCCUUGAUUUUCGUGUAAUUAUGCACGACAUGCAGGCACAUCCCCAAGCAAGAUGAGAAAAUAUUAGAGCGGGGAAAUCCUCAGGACUUUGUGGCUUUUUAAGGCGUUACGUUUCUCAGAAUAUUGUCGCAAUUACAGGAAAUGUAUGGUUAAAUAGAUUCACUUUGUUUUAUGUAUUUAACUGAUAGAUAUUCGCAGUUGUUACGAUGUGAAGUCGUGUUGCACUUCAUAAAUACUUGAGAUAUGAAGUAUCCACUGUCACGUAAUUUUUACAUGCGUACGUGCGUAAAAUUUGCGUUCGCAAAUAAAAUAAAGGCAAUGUAUGAAAGGCUGCACGUACAAUUAUGCAAGCGUAAAAGUAGAAACUCGCUUAAUUUGACGUUUAAUCUCAAUACUUUAUGUCUUACCUCUAUUUGAUUUACGUGAUUAAAAUUUACGUGCGUUAACGUACGGAGCCAAAAACGCAUCAGUGGAAAUCCACCCUAACAUGUCACGGAUGUGUUUAUACGGGUAGCUUUGAACUUGACCAACCGCACACUCUACUUGUAGCACUUCAUGUCCAUAGUUAAUAGAAAUUCCAUAUCGAGCUUUUCCGGAACGGGUUGGUCCAAGAAUUCUAUGGCUUGAAAGCGUCGAUUAUUUUGGAACAACUGAUCACUUCAGUGGUCGAAAAAAAAGAAUAAUCUUAAUGAGCAAAACUUCAAGGUUUACUGGAAAAUCAGUAUCAAGGAUCGAGGAUCGAGAAAUCAGGGAUUAAGGAUCGGUGAAAAAGAACUUGAAAAUAAAACAAAUAAAUAAAUCGUGGAUCAGUGAUGAUGUGGGCCGCAGACUGUAGAUAAAUUUCACAGAACAUAACCCCGUUCGCUGUACUGAACGCUAACUUCAAGUAAACUAAUCCGAGUCUGUCUGAGUCAGUGAUUGUUUUGACGAGAAAGUGAAAUUUUCCGGGAAAAUGAAACGCUUUAUCCUGGUGAUACUGUAAUACAAGAAAAAACUUUUAACAGUUUCUAAUUUUUAAGUGUACAUUUGCUUUCAGUACUCCUUAUUUUUCUUGUAAUUGUUGUAUGCACGACCCCACCAGCAAUGCUGAUCUUUUUAUCGUGCCAUAAACUAAGGUUCUUACCUACCCACCUACCAACCUACCUACCUAUCUAUCUAUCUAUCUAUCUAUCUAUCUUUCUGUCUGUCUGUCUGUCUGUCUGUCUGUCUGUCUGUCUGUCUAUCUGCCUAUCUAUCUAUCUAUCUAUCCAUCUAUCUAAAAUGCAUGCUGUGUACAACUCUAAACAUUGUACUCUUAGACUGUACGGAGAUAUUAAAAGUAGAUACUAAGCAGCUAUGGAAAAUGUCAUUACUUUUAUGUGAUAUUGAUAUCUUAUAAAACGGACAACAAAUUCAACAGGAAUACGGGCGAACUGAAUUAACUGUGUGUUGUAUAAGGUUCUGUUCAACUUACACUUUUUUCCUGUGCUGAACAUAUACUGUACCGAGCCAUAUCUUGGUCUUGUACAAAGAAGCUAUGUAUAUUUAUACUGACAGAGUCAUGGGCACCUAAUACCGAUAAAAAUCAUCGUUCAAUUUUUCAAGAGUAGAAUCCCUGAAAGAGUACUCCUCAAUGGAGCAAUAUCAAUAUGUAGAAGGUUUUCAAAGGUUUCACACCGGUUUGAGGCUAAGAUGUGCAGCCUGUCUCUCCUUGCAAUUUUUACUUUUUGAGUAUAUACAUUAUGACAUACACCACUCGUUUUGUAUUUCCAAACAAAAAAGUAGUAUAAUGGCACCAGGGCCUUUGUCAACAAAACUCAUCUCCAAGCAAGCAAGACUCAACGCUACUAAGAGCAUUCUUGUUUUGUAAAUAAUGGUAAUUGAACUGAGUGGAGUGCAAAUUUGGUCUGAAAUCAUAAGCGUGAUUUGGAAUCACAAGUAUGAUUUCAGACCAAAAUUGCAUGACACGAAGUUCAAUUACCACUUUAUUACAGCCAUUUUGAAAUCACAGAAUUUAGCCAGUACUAAUAUUUUAUUGAUCAAGUAGCCGGUUUGUUAAAAAGCUGAAACAAAAAGGCUUUUACAUCUCAUUUUGUAUUUGAAACUGAAAUGAUGCAAUAUAGAACAAAAAUGGUGUGAUUUAAAACAGAAAUGAUGCAAUUUAGAAUAUGAAUGAUGCAAUUUGGAACAGAUGUGAUUUAGAGCAAAAAAUGGUGUGAUUUAGGAAUAAAUGACACUGCUGAGAGCCAAUCAGAUUGCACGGAUAGUCAGUGAUUUCAAAGUGGACGUAGUAAAUCCCCAUAUUUCAUUAUCUCGGCUACUUCCCCGGUAUAUGUUGCAGCUGAUAAAAAUAAGAUUUACAACCCUGUCAUGCUUUAAAAUAAACAUUAACCUACAUGUCUUUUUACAUAACCAAGCUAGCAAACCAGUUUCUCAAUCAGCGAACAAAAUUUUUUAACGAUCAAUACUAUUGUCUAUGUUCACCCUCUAUAAACUUAGAAAUAUCUGCAAGUAGCACCUGAUUGGUAACCAAAACACACAGCAUCAGAUGAGACAAUUUUUUGCUAAAAAUACCAGCUAAAUGAGCACUAUAAAUAAGUAAUGCGGUCGCUAGCAUGAUAAAAACUCUGCAUGAACACUGUCGCUUAGCUGAUACCAGCUGAAAAUGGAAGCAGUGAUUGAAAGGAUUAAAGUGCUUCAUCUUAAAAUGCUUUAUUUGCAAUAUUAUAGUAGAUACAUAAUGCAUAAGCAAGAUUUAAUCCUAUAAGAACAAUGCCAAAUUGAGCAAAGAUCACAUCAAAGUAACGCUCAAAUUGCUCAUCAGCAAUGAACAAAUUUCUUCACAUUGCAUCAGGUGUUCCGCCUAACAAAAGUUCAUGAGUAGAAUAUUCAGGCAACAAUAUGUUAUAGACUUAUUUUAUUUAUUAUUACCUCUGUUUAUUUAUUUUGUCAUUUAAAUUAGAAUCAAGAACAGUUAAGAUACAGGAACUUAAAAAGACUCUGCAAGAUCAAACUGUGGAAACGUUACCUGAACAAAAAACUGAAAAUACUGGUCUGGCCAAAAAGACAAAGGUUAGUGAUAUACAAGGGGUAGGGAGGUGAUAGUGAAGGAAUUAUAGGACUGAGAAUCCAAAUUCAAAAUCUUGGUAGCUUUUAGGGCAAGUCUUGAAGAGUUGUUUGUAUGUGUUUCUUUCCAUCUCAGAAUCUUCAACGUUUUGCAGCAAAAUGUAGGAUUUUUAAACCAGGGUCUUGGUGUCAUGGCACGUCUCCACAAGUCUUUCCACUCCGUAUAUAAAAAAUUUUUUUAAAAAAUGUGAGAAAUUAAAAUUCAAGACUCCAAACAGCUUGUAAAACUGUUUUUUUUAGCUGUGCCUUUUCUCCAGGAAACUCAGGACUGUUGUAGCUAAAAUAUGUAAACAGGAUGCUUUAUUAGGUCGCACUUUGUAGAGUUCUCUAUGGGGAGAGUUUUGAGGGUGCAGCAGUAUUUUCUGUAUAACAUCAUGUACUUGCUAGUGUAUUCAUUUCUCCUCUUUGCUCUCAGAUUAAGGUGAAUUUUGACCAAUGGUACAAGAAAAAUCCAGCCGAAGUAAGUGUGAAACCCAUUUAUAAGACUCUGCCAAAUGCCAAAGUUGCACUGGAUGGAACAACACCCGAACCACGUUUCAUCUGGAAGGAAAAAGAUUGGCCUAAUGGUUUCCCUGAUUCUCCAGAAGAAGCCAAAACAGAUGUGAUGACAUACCUGGAGCAAAGGGACUGUUACCACAGGCUGAAGAAACUUGAUGCCAAAGAUUUCUCUGUAGGGAGUAUAGUAGCAGUUACCAGAGGCGAUCCUCAUAUAGCUAAAGGAAAAGUCAGGUAUGUCAUUUGAGUUAUUUCAUAAUGUUGAAAAGUAUUUUCAAGGUUAUUUAAAGUGUUUCGAUACAGUUUUUCGGGGACCAUACCGAUAUUUUUUGAUCGCCUAAAAAGUAAUUUUAUGUUUGUCCGAUCGCUAUGAAAUUUUCACCACCGACUGACUUUGGAUUGAAGUUUGUCAAAAUAGAGUUUUAAGUUGAAUCAAUAUCACUAUGGCAACAAUAAACAAAAAAAUUUGAAAUCGAUAAAAGCCGAAUUUUGCGUGAUCUAGACCUAUUACUGAAAAUCCGACACCAUUAACUUCCAGAGUGGUGUUUAGCAAAUAACCUCCGUGAGAAGUAAAAAAUUCUGUAUGUUUGAAUUCAAAUAAAAAUUAUAGGCGUGAUAAAUUGUUUAAUAAAAAAGUUCUAAAUAACCCAGAUUUAUGCUAACUUGCCUUAGAAUGCUGCUUAAUAUCAUUUUUCACUGCUUGGGAUUUUUGGCGAUCCAGAAAACUAACUAAUCUUGUUUUCUCACCACCUGUCUUAGAGCAACUUCAUUCUAAAUUUUGAAUUUUAGCUCUGUUCUGUACAUCUCUGGAACCGUACGGCUCGACAGAAUUCUCUUUGAACCUCAUCACAUAAUCUUCACGAUGUACACAAUAAUGUCUAAAACUUUUAUUACCAUUGAUAUCACUGCAAACACCUUGAAAUUUCAAGACAAACCUAGCCUACUAAUCGGCCAAAAAUCCGCGUUACGACAUUCACUGUUUUGACGUUAUGCUAAUUUUUCCAAAUUAAUGCGUACCUUACAUACCUCCAUGACUAGCACAUUGUAGUUUGAAUUUUAUUGAAUCUUUUGAAUGUGCAACAUUGGCAAUAUCCACCUUAAAAUUUGUCUCAUCUUUCAGUUAAGUUUCAUUUUUGUUCUAUUAAGUGGUACAAGGUUAAACGUGAUUUUGUCCUCACGGGUGUUUUCCUGUUUUUCAUCUUGUGAUUUUAUUCGUACUUGAAUUAAUGCUUAGUUCGCACAGAUCCUUUUUGGAGUAUUCUUCGCUUACCAUUAUCAGAUGUGUGUUUCUCACGGGCUCGUGUUAACCUUGGUUCAUUAGUCUCGUUAAAGUUCCUGUCUGGGUUUAUCAUCCAGCGAUUUAGUUUUUCAUUGGUUCAUAGCUUCUUGCCGAUCGCAGCCAUGUACAUUCAGCGAUACCAAAACAUCAAUCACAUCGCGUUUGCCUUGUUUUAAUUCCCACGGUCAGCUAACCCAAACAUAUCGAGCUUAUUAUGAAAAAUCGCUUUUAUUUGGCUUGUUAAUAGCAGUAAUCAAGAAGAGUUAAGAGUUAGUGGGAGUUAAGUAGGUGAUAGCUGUCAGCUGUAGAAGUUAAAGAAGAAUGCCGGAAGAAGCUAGUAAAGACGAAGGUCACUGAAAGGAGUAGACUCUCGGUACCUUAUCGUGUAGCGAGCGAGUCACUCAAACACCGCUCCCUCAUAAUACUAACUGACAGCCUGAAUAUAGCGUUUGCCGUAAACGUGAUUCUAAAAAUCUCUUUAAAGGUGGAUUUCCACUGUCGCGUUAUUUUUACGUGCAUACGUGCGUAAAUUUUACGUUCGCAAAUAAGGGUUGAUUUCCACUGUCGCGUAAUUUUUCCGUUCGAACGCACGUAAAAUUUACGCAUCGUAAGUGAAAUAGAGGCAAUGUAUGAAAGUCCACGCGUAAAGGUGUAGUUGAGCGAGGUUCAACUUUUACUUAAAAAUUAUGCGACAGUAGAAAUCAACCCUUAUUUGCGAACGUAAAUUUUACUCACGUAUGCACGUAAAAAUUACGCGACAGUGGAAAUCCACCUUUAAAGAGAGGCAAUGUAUGGUAGAUCGCGCGUAAAAGUAAAAACAAAAUCUCGCUCAACUUGACGUUUAAGCGCGCAGUACUUUUAUACCUUGUCUCUAUUUUAUGUAACCGAGUAAACUUUACGUGCGUGUACACGCACUUAAAAAUUACGCGACUGCUGGAAAUCAACCCUAGCGUCUCCAUACUUUGCCCUACAGGUUUGUAGGGAUAUGCAUUGCUAAAAAUCAUUGGCAGAACACCUUAGGAGCAACUUUCACCCUUCGUAACGUAGUGGAUGGAGAACCCAUGGAGGUGAACUUUCAGCUGUACUCGCCGCUUAUUCAGAAGAUCGAGGUGUUAAAACACAUGCGGAGGCAUAGAAAAGCUCUGUGGUAUCUGAGAGACUAUCCGCCAUCAAUGAGCACGGUGAACGAGAAAAUGAAGCCGGUACCAUACACAGAAGAACCCGAGCUUUAUGUUCCGACGCGAGAAGAAAAGAGAAAGGUUAAGGCUUGGUUUGAUGGAUUAUGGAAAGCGAAAAGAAGAUAA